This is a messenger RNA of Aureobasidium vineae, 1062 nucleotides long. NCBI's taxonomy places the organism in Eukaryota, Fungi, Ascomycota, Dothideomycetes, Dothideales, Saccotheciaceae. The record is from the annotation of a GenBank genome assembly.
AUGUCCACCGAAACAAUCGUUCUUACGGGAGCCACUGGUUUCUGCGGCUUUGCCAUUCUCCAAGAAGCCCUGCAAUACGACUACAACAUUCGCAUCGUCGUGCGCAGCGCCGCAAAAGCCGACACUCUUCGCAACAACCCAUGCUUCAAGUCUUUGACCAGAGGAACACCCCGAUGCAGUUUCUACAUUGUGCCCGACCUUAGCGUCGAAGGCGCUCUAGAUGAAGCUUCCCAAGGAGCCGACUACAUGAUCCACGCCGCCUCGCCACUGCCAUUCACAAACCUCGCUCUCUCGGCCGAAGAGCAAUAUAAACAAAUGGUGGAGCCCGCAAUCAAAAACACCAUUUCCGCACUCGAGUCCGCCAAAAAAUCAAACAGUGUCAAGAGAGUGGUGGUGACUUCUUCUUGCGCCAUCUUCAUUACGCCAGGAUUGCUUUGCGAGUCUGUGGAAAGGCAUACGGUUGUCACUGAGCAAACUCUGAAUCAAGAGAUUGCACCUCCGUAUGCGAAUGUUUUGGUUUCCUAUGUUGCUUCCAAGACUUCUGCAUUUUUGAGGGCGAAUGAGUGGAUGGCAACCAACAAGCCGGCGUUUGAUGUCGUUAAUUUGUGUCCGACGUAUGUGCAAGGACGCAAUGAACUCGCCACUUCACCCACGGAUCUGAUGACCACAUCCAACGUCCUGUUCUUGAGAAUGGCAUUGGGACUGGCGCCAGCAGGCUCACCCGCGGAGAUUGCCUCAGUGGUGCACGUGGAAGAUGUAGCUGCCAUCCAUAUUGCCGCUCUCAACAAGGACAAGAUCCCCGCUGGAGAAUAUCUGUUUGGGCAGGAGGUGCAGUGGAAUGAUGUCAACAGAAUUACCAAGGAACUAUUCCCCGAGCAGGUUGCUCAAGGACUGUUGCCGUGUACUUCGGACGUGCCUACAAAGAGUGUGAUUUGCAGCAAGGAGAAGACGGAAAGGGUGUUUGAUAUCGAGCUCAAGCCCGUGGAAGACAUGGUCGAGGACCUGAUGGAGCAAUAUCUCGAGCUCUCGGGCAAUAAGAAGCAAGACUUUGAUGACGAGUAG